Molecule: messenger RNA, 2076 nt
Organism: Effrenium voratum
Lineage: Eukaryota; Dinophyceae; Suessiales; Symbiodiniaceae
Source: the annotation of a GenBank genome assembly
CCCGACUGAAGGACACGCACACCCGAAGGUUCAAAGGUGUCCACCUUGAGCCGAUGGGGUCCUCUGCUGCUCGGGCCCUGCUGUCACUCAUAAGUGCACAUCACUUGCGAGUGAGUGCGGAGGUGAGUGCGGGAGCUUUGCAAGCAGAGGAAGCGGAAGCUUCCGACUGCUAUGCCAUUGAAACUGCCAGCCGCUGCUGCGGCAGUGGCUGUGGUUGGUGCUACCGAGAACCUGACCAGCGAGGGAUUUGCGUCUCCUGGCUGCUGUGGUCUGACACACGCUGCCAUGAGGACGCCUAUCCCGGGGAAUGCCCCGCCGGCGUGCCUCCCAAAGACCUGCUGCGGGUACACGAGGCCGACGGGUCCCAGUCGCGCUUCGACGUCUUCCUGCGCUCCGUGGCGUUGCAUCCGACGCCCGCGGCGGGCAUCGGGUGCUUGUACGAGCGUGUGAUCCUCACGCGGGCGCCGGACCAGUUUCGCCUGCGCCUGGGCCUCUGGGAGGAGCUGAGGAGCAGCGUGCAAUCAGGGCGCUUCGCGAGCUGGAGCCCGCUGCUGGUGGCGAACCGUGGCCUGGUGGACGGCGCCCAUCGCAUGGCCGCAGCGCUGUACUUGGGGCGGAAGGUCUACAUCCAAUGGGCCCCCGAAGGAGGGAUUGUCAUCGAAUCCGAGUACUUCGACGGGAGUCCCUUUUUCCAGCACUGGGAGAUGGACACUUUGCGGCGGAUGUAUCAAGGCUUCAUGCAGGGCUCCUCCACGAGCCUGCGGCAGUUCCUGCAGACCUGGGAUGAAAGCGAAAGCCACGAGAGCGGCGCGGCGUCGGACUGUGGGCAAGUCAUCCGGAUACCUCUGGUGCUGUGGCCCACCUUGGAGCCCCAGUUCGAGACCGCUGUGUCCGCAAUGCGCGAGACCAUGAAGAGAUACAAGAUGGGAGCGGUGGACGAGGUGGCGGACUACCACUUCGGCGCCAGCUUCCCGGAGAUGGUGCGUGCGAUGUAUGCCUCCGACGACAUCGCCGCGGAGAAGAUCGAGUUCAAGCUCCGGGGCAUGCGCGCGUCCCUGGGCAGCGACGAGCUGCUCAACGGCACCACCCGCGUGGUGUGGCUCUUGCUGCCUAGCAGGGACACUUUCGCCAAGAGCAACGGGAAGCUUGCGCACAAAGGCCUCUCCGAGAUCAAGGAGUCGCUGCGGGGGCGCUUCAAGACGGAGGUGAAAAACUACGUCUUCGACAUCAUCUGCCAUGGCGCGGACAACCAAGAGCAGGCGGACUUCAUCGCCCAGAUCCUGGCACACUGGCCCCCGCAGUUCAUCUUGGGCGGUGCCUUCGAAAGUCUGCGGCGACUGUCCAACCCCAGCCCGACGGCGUGCCAAUUCAAGGAGGAGGAAGAAGGCGGGUUCAAGGCCUACGACCUCUUCGAGGCCUUGGAACAGUGGGAGGUGCCUCUGUCUGAGGUGCUGGUGGUGGGCUCUGGAACCUUCGCCAUGCUGCCGUCCAAAGAGACCGGGCAAUGCCUGCCCUCCAACCGGGAUGUAGACCUGGUCCUGUCGGAGGAGGCGCGUGCGAGACUCGGCGACCGCGAGCUGUCGCAGAAGGUGGAGGCGAAGCCUCACGGUUUCCCCGACCACUACUCCCACUACUUUCACCGCCGCGGAACUGCUUGCAACAUCACCCGAGCGGAGCUGCUGCAGGAUCGCGGGCGCUGGACCCUGCUGCGGCGCUUCCCAGCCGCGGGCGCCGCGGGCGCGGCUUCGGAUGCCGCGGAGGUCGCGCACACGCUGCGCGUGUGGCGUCCGGAGCUGCACUUUGCCAGCCUCUGCUUUCGCCACAACGAGCGAGAUGUGAAGCUGUUGCAUCGCAUCAACGCGGAAGAACUGCUCUCUCAGGCCAUGCUUCGGAAGCUGCCCUGUGACGUUCCUAUGGAGUAUUGCCUCUCUCUCUGAGCGGAGACUCGAGAAGGGCAGCGCUGAGAGGAAGUUUUCGGCGCAGGGCCUAAAUUGGCCCCUAGUCAUUGCCAGACUUGGCGGACCUUUUUGACUUUUCACCUUUUGGAGUCAAGAUCAUGUGGAUGGACGAAUGAUA